AUGAAACUGCAACCAACUUACCAGCACACCUUCACGGUGGUUGUUCUGCUGCUGCUGCUUGCUGUCAUACUGCCACAUUACGAUUGCCUAGCAACAGCGAACCAUGGUAGCAAAUCAACGAAACAUUCCGUCAAGCGAAUGAUCCUACUAGAUCGUACGCCCGUGCUACCGGAUAGGGUACGCUUGCUAACGGAAUGUAUCGACGGAAGCGCUAACUGUACCCGCACCUGUCCCGACAGUUACACGCUCGAUGAACGGCAGCAGUACUGUCGUCCCAAGCGCCAGGACGGUAUCUGUCCCCCCGGCUACAUUCAGCGUGCCGGAGCCGGUGGUGCUGGUGGUUGCGUGCUGGAAGAAAUCCAAUGUCCACCGGGCAGCACGCUGGAAGGUAGUCGGUGCAUUGUCCGCAGCUACACCUGCCCAUCCGGUUACAUCCAGCGGGGACAGAGCUGCGUACGGAACAACAUCUGUCAGCCGGGUUACCGGUGGGAGAGCGGACUAUGUUUCCCCGCCUCGGCAAGAAUCUUCUGUCCGCCCGGGUACACGGAGCAACAUCCCGGUGGAAAUUGUGCACCGGCAGCCUGUUCGGAUUGUUGCGAUUGUCGCGAUGAGGUGGUGGCCACGAUUUGUCCAUCCGGGUACGCCAGCCAGUGGGGUCGCUGCGUCCGUCACCAGCAAGCAUCGCCAGACUUAAGGAUACAUUCCGUCACCUAUCGGCUACCGGUGGAGUGUGGCGCUGGUCAAACGUACAACGGUGGUCAGUGCGAAACGAUCAGUACGGUUGGUCGGCCUGUAUGUCGGGCGGGCCACUUUUACAACGGUUCGUGCGUGGAGGUGGCUAAGUGUAUGCGUGGUACGCUGAACAAUGCGUGCUCGUGCGAGCUCGAGCAGUACGUGGCGAGUUCGUGCACGGUGGGCAAAUUGCAGGACGGACAGUGUGUGUUGGCACGGGCUCACUGUAGGGCACCGGCUCGCCUGCGGAGUGGGGUGUGCGUGCGGGAGGUGAAAAGCCGUACCACCUGUCCGGAUGGUGGAGUACCGUUUGAGAAGGAGUUUUGUGCGCUGGAAGCACCACGCUGUGGCAGAGGUUACACGCUGGAUGAGCAUGGUCUGUGCCGGAAGGUAACACCACCUUGCGCGUUCGAGUGUGGGCCGUAUCAGCGGCGCAACCGUUGGUGCGGUCUGCCAGCCAGCUGUCCGGAAGCAUACACACUAAGCGAGGGUGGACACUGUGUUAGGGAAACGGUCCGACCCGCCUACACCUGCCCGGAGGGAACGGUCGAAAGGGGCGAACAGUGCGUCAGUGUGACUCCGAUCUGUCGCUCCAACUUCCGGUACGAACCGAGAAUGGAUCUUUGCAUCCGGUGCGAAGAACGGUAUAUGGCGUGUACGCGUGGGAAUCUCACCGAUGGACAGUGCAUGUGGAGCGAACCGGCCUGUCCAGACGGGUACGAAUGGAGAGAUAGCAUGUGUGUGCGGAACGGCUCCCGGAAGUUCCACUGUCGGAAGGGAUACGAGCAUGGCGAGCAGUGUGUGCAGGGCGAACUGUCCUGUCCGGCUGGAUACGAACUGCAGGGCGAGAGUUGCAUCGUGCGGGAAGAUAUUCACUGUCCGGAAGGUUCCUACCCGCUGGAUGGCCGUUGCACCAUCGCCAAGGAGUGUCCGGAUGGGUUCCAAUACGGAUCGGACGCUUGUGUGCGGGAAACACGACGGCUAGUUAACGCCACCUCACCGACCUGUCCCGCUGGCUACGUGUACGAUGGUGAUGUUUGCGUUCGUCGCACGGUAGUGGAGGCCACGAUCAGCCGCAAGGAGCCGCUUUGUCCCGAUGGGUACGAGCGUGGACGGGACGAAAGUUGUGUGCGAUCGGUGCGCACGUUUCCCGUGUGUCCACCACGGACGAUCUACACCGAUCGCACCGAUCGGUGUUACUGCGAGGUGGAUCUAGUGUGUCCCACCGGGUACGAACGCACCGGGACGGACUGUACGUUCCGUGCGGCUGGAUAUAACUCGCUGGUAAACUUCCUCAAUCCUUGCUACGGAACGUUCUGUGGCGGUGGCGCUUACUGCAUCACCCAGUGCACAUUCCCACCGUGUCCGUUUGAACCCUGUGCUGCCGAUGGCCCGGGACUUACGGCGACAUUUGGACCACGCGCAACACGCUGCCUAACACCGGGAGCAACUGAUGAAGAUUGUCCACCACAGACGGUUAUUGGACUCGUCUGCCCGCCGGGUUACGAGCGCGUUAACAGUUCCUGUCUCGCGUACUACGACAAGGUGUGUCCGGAAGGAUACGAGCUAGACGGUGGCGAUGGGUGCACACGGAUCGUUCAUCACGCACCCGUAUGUCCGCCAGGGUACCGUCCCGCACCGAGUGCUGGUUCUUGCAUACAAACCUCCUGUCCGACUGGUUACAAACUCACCGGGAUCGGAAUGACGUGCGAAAAGCGUGAACUUCGCUCACCGAAAGCGUGCCAGCCUGGGUGGGACUUCUUCCAGGGCGCAUGCUACCGGCGAUCGCUCUGCCGGAACGGAACCGUCGAAGGUGCGUACUGCGUGGAGCGAGAAUUCACCCGUCCCACCUGUCCGGAAGGUUACGUCCAGCGUGGGGAGGACUGCGCAACGGAAGGAUCCUGCCGGUCGGGUGGUUCAGCGCUUAUCGAUGGAAUGUGCGUACAAAUCACAGAGCCCGCACCCUGUCCGGAUGGAACAUACCGGCACGGGAAGCAUUGCGUUUAUCCGGACGCACCGGAAUGUGAAGAUGUUCAAUACGUGGCCACCGCAUGCACUUCGGAGGUAGACGCGCGAGGAAACUGUUGGCAUAGAACUGCUCCAAAAUGUCCCCAGGGUUUCCGGAUGCGGGACGAUCUCUGUAUUGCGUGUCAGACGGAGAAACCCAACUGUCCGUCCCACAUGACUAUUGGGCAGGACAUGUGUAUAGCGGAACGUAUCACCUGCCCCGAGGGUCACUUUCUACGAGGUAGACACUGUGUCACACUUCACGUAACUCGACCACGUUGUCCGGCUGGAGAAUACACACUAUGCAAUGGGUUCUGUAUCGUAUCGUACGCGCACGAAUGUAAAGGAGCCGAGUAUGGACUGGCAACGUGCAGUCGAGGAUAUAUGCACAAGGGCAGGUGUGUGGAGCCUGGACGUUGCGGGGAUGCGGACCACACGCUCGUUAAAGGUGAGUGUUUGCAUCGAACGUUUAGCGAUUCGUCCUGCCAUGGAAAGGGCUCUCGGAUUGGUGAGCUGUGUAUUGGCGGAACACCGCAAUGUCCUUCAAACUAUGCGCUGUGGGGAGGUCGCUGCUAUAGUUCCCACAUAGAAAAUGCACAGUGUUCGGCUGGCGGAUCAAGCUGUGCCGAUAGCUUCUGUCAAUUGGAACCACCGCGAUGUGCCUCUUCGGGAACCAUCUUCGAUGGACAUGGUUGUCGACUGCUCGUUACCAGCAAACCAUCCUGUCCCACCGGAACAACACCCGAUCGGUAUGAGCCAAAAUUCUGUCAGCUAAAAUCCGAACGUGCCGUUUACAACUGUCCGGCCGAGUAUUACUACCAGAACGGCGUUUGCUUGAAGAAACUCUACAAAAACCCAUCCUGUCCGACGGACUACAAACUGCGCAAUGGUGCUUGUGUAAAGCGAGUCUGCACCAAAAUGUCAACCGGAUCAUCGUGCGCAAUUAUGUCCCCAGCGGCAAGCACGGUGGGAAGUGUUUCCUGUGCUCAAUGUUUGAACGACACUGUUAGCACGAUCGGCCCAUCAUGGACGCCGAACCGGGAAAGUGUGGAUCUAUGCUGUACGGUAUACUCACCACGGAUCUGCAACGAUGCGGGUGUCUGCCACCAUGAACAGGAACGGCUUUGCGGUUCCUUCUGUCUCACGGAGGAUGAUCGGAUUUAUCUGACGGUGUCACGAACGAUGCACAUAGGACCACGACUGUACGUUGCUCCAAACCAACGCAAUGGAGUGAGUGAUUAUGAUGAAGAUGAUGACGAAAAUAUGGAGGAUAAUGACGUUGACUCACGAGACUGUACGCAAUGUGAACUUGGACCGGCCAAUUGUCCCAAACGGUGCAGUACGUACGAUUGCGAAGACGAGGACGGGGAUGGAUGUAAUUUUAAGGAAGCGUCCACGUUUUGUGCCCAGUACAGGGAAGCGAAAAUCUGUGAACAUUUGCGUCAGAUUUUGUAG
Messenger RNA from Anopheles moucheti, 4194 nucleotides. Its product is annotated as zonadhesin-like. The transcript has a single exon. The record is from RefSeq and is a predicted model, not a curated record. NCBI's taxonomy places the organism in Eukaryota, Metazoa, Arthropoda, Insecta, Diptera, Culicidae. Bases 1 to 4194 code for a protein of 1397 amino acids.